Molecule: messenger RNA, 1206 nt
Organism: Kuraishia capsulata CBS 1993
Lineage: Eukaryota; Fungi; Ascomycota; Pichiomycetes; Pichiales; Pichiaceae
Exons: 1
Coding region: 1-1206 (401 amino acids)
Cellular component (GO): Golgi apparatus; endoplasmic reticulum; plasma membrane
Source: RefSeq, a predicted model, not a curated record
AUGGUUGCACUCAGAAGAAGGAGAGAAGAGCCCGAGGAUCAGUUUGAUUCCGGUUCAUCUUCAGAAUCCGAGGAGGUGGUUGUUUCGACCGAAAAGUCCAGAAGACCUGCUGAGAAUGCGUUUAGACAGCAGAGGUUGAAAGCCUACCAUCCGAUUCUCACACCCAAGACCAUCAUACCCCUGUUACUGGGGUUGGCCGUGAUCUUCAUCCCUCUGGGAGGAGGAAUGCUGUAUGGAUCGCGCCAAAUUGAAGAAAUGGUGAUCGAUUACACACAGUGUGAGAAUCUUGCCUCGUCUGACUAUUACUCGGAGAUUCCAGUUGAAUAUGUCAAAACGGAGUUUCACAAAAAUGCCUCUAUUAAUGCACAAUGGAAGUAUGCCACAGAUGAGUCGCAGACUUUUGAGGACGAAAGAGGACUUUGCAAGAUCCAGUUCACCACUCCUAAUGAUAUUGGUUCUCCGGUGUUUAUGUACUACAAGCUGAAAAACUUUUACGCCAACCACCGUCGUUAUGUGCAAUCUUUCAGCGAGGACCAACUGAAUGGAAAAGCCGCCAGCACCGACAAAAUUAAGAACAAUGCGGGUCAAAAUUGCAAGCCACUCUCAACAAAUCACGAGGGGAAGAAAUACUACCCAUGUGGCUUGAUUGCCAAUUCUCUGUUCAACGACACAUUUUCCAGUCCUUUGGCAAAGAACGGGACAUCCAAGGACUAUUCCAUGACCAAUGAGGGAAUCGCAUGGUCCUCGGACAAAGACAGGUUUAAGAAGACCAAGUACAACGUUUCCGAGAUCGUCCCUCCUCCCAACUGGUACAAGAAGUAUCCUAACGGAUACACUGAAGACAACUUGCCGGAUAUAUCAACUUGGGAAGAGCUACAAAACUGGAUGCAUCCUUCGGCUCUUCCUCUGUUUUCCAAGCUCGUGCUCAGAAAUGACGUUAGCGCAAUGCCCGCUGGAACCUACGAGGUCACCAUCGGAUUGCAUUUCCCCGUUACCGAUUAUAAUGGCCACAAGUACCUGUACAUCUCCACAAGAUCGGUCAUUGGAAGCAAAAACUCCUUUCUGGGAAUUGCGUGGAUCGUUGGAGGCGGAAUCUGUUUGAUACUGUCGAUGGUGUUCCUGAUUGUGAAUAUGGUUCAUCCGAGAAAGACCGGUGAUCUGAGCAUGUUGAGUUGGAAUAAGCAACCUGAAGAGCACCGAGACUAG